UAUUUCAGGAUAUGGAAAUAUUGCUCCAGUCACAUUUCCGGGAAGGAUUUUCUGCAUUAUUUUUGCAAUAGUUGGAAUACCCUUUACCCUUAGUGUUAUAGCUGAUGUUGGAGCAUUGUUUGCAACCCUACUCAGUACUGUUUGGGAGAAAUAUAAGGAUAAGAUUCAACCAAUACUGGAUAAGUUUAUGAAAGAAAAAGAAGAUGAUGAUGAGAUGGGUAUGGGUGGGAAUAUGUACACGGCAGUACUAGCACUCGUCUUCCUCUUUAUCUUCCUCUCAUUUGGUGCCUUUCUCUUCACACUCUGGGAGGACUGGUCAUUCUUUGAUGCUUUUUAUUUUUGUUUCAUUACAAUGACAACAAUUGGGUUUGGAGACAUUGUCCCAGACAUUAAAAUUGGCGAGAAAACAGCGUACAUGCUGGUAUGUACAAUAUAUAUUCUGGUGGGCAUGGCCUUCACCACGACAAUUAUAGAGUUAGUCAGGAGACAGUAUGUUGAGAGCUGGAGGAAAAUGCAGGAAUUGAGAGCACAGAUUCAAGCACAGCUUAAACUAGCAGACACUCUUCGUAAACUAGGAGAACAUGCUGAUAAGAAUAAUCUUGAGCUGGAUGUGGAUAUAGCCGGGGACCUAGCUGCCUUGAAAGAUAACCUGGCUAAGUUUAAAAAGGGAAAGAUGAAAGGAUUGGAGGAUAUUGAUAUAAAUGAACUAGAUUGGGUGGAAAAGAAUCGAAAAGUUCGAGCUGUAACAAUCUUCAUUUACGAGACUUCACUUUAACAAAUUUGUUUUAAGACAAACGAGAAGAAGUAAAUAAGUUAAAAGAAUAACAUGGAUAUCCAUCACUUAGGUAUUCCUCAAAGAAGGAUAUCUAGUACCAAGAUAUUCUUUAAACAUGCAGAUAUCCAGUACAAAGUUAUUCCUCAAACAUGGAUAUUUAGUACAAAGGUAUUCCUGAACAUGGAUAUCCAGUAUAAAGGUAUUCCUGAACAUGGGUAUCUAGUGCAAAUGUAUUCAGAGAAAUGGAUAUCCUGUACAAAGGUAUUCAGAAACAUGGAUAUUUACUGCGAAAAUAUUCUUUAAGCAUGGAUAUUCAUUACAUAGAUAUUCUUUAAACAUGUAGAUAUUCAGUACAAAGGUAUUCCUCAAACAUGGCUAUCCAGUACAAAGGUAUUCAGAAGCAAAAAUAUCCAGAAAAAAUGUGUUCAGAAACAUGGAUAUCCAAUACAAAGGUAUUCCUCAAACAUGGAUAUCCAGUACACAGGUAUUCCAUAAACAUGGAUAUCCAGUACACAUUUAUUCCUCAAGCAUGGAUAUCCAGUACACAUUUAUUCCUAAAACAUGGAUAUCCAGUACAAAUGUAUUCCUCAAACAUGGAUAUCCAGUACAAAUGUAUUCAGAAGCAAGGAUAUGCAGAACAAUUGUAUUUAGAAUCAUGGAUAUCUAGUACACAGGUACUACUCAAACAUGGUGAUUCAGGACACAAAUAUUCGUUAAACAUGGAUAUCCAGUACAAAGGUAUUCUUUAAACAUUGAUGUCCAAUACAUUGAUAUUCAUAAAACAAGGAUAUUCAGAACAAAAAUAUUCCUUAAACAUGGAUACUAAUCACACAGAUAUUAUUUAAACAUGGAUAUCCAUUACAAAGAUAUUCCUUAAACAUGGAUACCCAAUACAAAGAUAUUCUUUAAACAUGGAUAUAUAAUAGAAAGAUAUUCCACAAACAUGAAUAUCCAGUACAAAAGUAUUCAUAAAACAUGGAUAUCCAGUAAAAAGUAUUUAAAAUCAUGGAUAUCUAGUACAAAGAUAUUUGUUAAACAUUUAUAUCCAGUACAUAAAUAUUUCCAAAACAUGGAUAUAAAAGUACAAAUAUAUUCUUCAAACUUGGAUAUUCAGUGCAAAUAUAUUUUUUAAAUAUGGAUAUUCAAUACAAUUUUAUACUUUAAACAUGGAUAUUAAGUACAAAGAUAUUCCUUAAACAUUUUAAUCCAGUACAUAGAUAUUUCUAAAACAUUGUUAUAAAAGUACAAAUAUAUUCAUCAAACUUGGAUAUUCAGUGCAAAUAUAUUUUUUAAAUAUGGAUAUUCAAUACAAUUAUAUACUUUAAACAUGGAUAUUUAGUACAAAGAUAUUCCUUAAACAUUUUAAUCCAGUACAUAGAUAUUUCUAAAAAAUGGAUAUCCAAGUACAAAGAUAUUCUUUAAACAUGGAUAGCACAAAGGUAUUCUUCAAACAUACAAAGAUAUUCCAUAAACAUUUAUAUCCAGUACAUAGAUAUUUCUAAUUCAUGGAUAUCAAAACACAAAGAUAUUCUUCAAGCAUGGAUAUUCAAUACAAAUCUAUUCUUAGAACAGGAAUAUUAGGUACAAAUAUAUUCUUUAAACAUGGAUAUUCAAUACAAAUAUAUACUUUAUACAUGGAUAUCCGAUACAAAUAUAUUUUUUAAACAUGGAUAUUCAAUAUAAAGAUAUUCUUUAAACAUUUAAAUGUAAUACAAAUAUACUUCAUACAUGGAUAUCCAAUACAAAUAUAUUCUUUAUGCAUGGAUAUCCAAUACA
This is a messenger RNA of Eurytemora carolleeae, 2551 nucleotides long. Its product is annotated as TWiK family of potassium channels protein 7. Gene Ontology annotation, biological process: potassium ion transmembrane transport; stabilization of membrane potential. The coding region runs from base 188 to 775 and encodes 195 amino acids. Gene Ontology annotation, molecular function: potassium ion leak channel activity. The record is from RefSeq and is a predicted model, not a curated record. The transcript is spliced from 10 exons. NCBI's taxonomy places the organism in Eukaryota, Metazoa, Arthropoda, Copepoda, Calanoida, Temoridae. Gene Ontology annotation, cellular component: membrane.